Molecule: messenger RNA, 3301 nt
Organism: Astyanax mexicanus (Mexican tetra)
Lineage: Eukaryota; Metazoa; Chordata; Actinopteri; Characiformes; Acestrorhamphidae
Gene: mctp1b
Product: multiple C2 domains, transmembrane 1b
Exons: 22
Coding region: 260-2368 (702 amino acids)
Biological process (GO): regulation of neurotransmitter secretion
Cellular component (GO): synaptic vesicle membrane
Molecular function (GO): calcium ion binding
Source: RefSeq, a predicted model, not a curated record
AGUGUGAGGAGAAGUGCAGAGUCUGUUCUGGGAGUUUUCUGAAGUUUUCUGAAGUUGGAUCUUUUAUCUCAGGCUUUAGUAAAGAUUGAGGAUGAGUAUUGAUGAGUAUUGAUGGAGGUCUCUGGGCCGGACUGAGAGCUGCUGUUUAUUCAGGGUUUACUGAAGAUUUAUCACCUUCUGUUUCUAUCUUCUCUGAUGAUGUCACUUCCUGUUGGACGUAUUAGUGGAUGGAGAUGAUCAGUCACAGAUCAGAUCAGGAAUGUAUUUAUUGGAGGUUUUACUGAAGAGAGGUCAUAAUCUGGCUGUACGAGAUCGAGGAGGAACCAGUGAUCCGUACGUAAAGUUUAAAUUAGGGAAGAAAGAAGUUUUCCGCAGUAAAAUCAUCCAUAAGAACCUGAACCCGGAGUGGGAGGAGAGGUUCUGUCUGCCUGUAGAAAACCUGAAUGAACCUCUUUAUAUAAAGGUGUUUGAUUAUGACUUCGGGCGUCAGGAUGAUUUCAUGGGGUCUGUGUUUCUGUACCUGGACUCUCUGGAGCUCCGCCGAGUUCAUGAUUUUAAUCUGGAGCUGCAGGACUCCGGUUCUCCGUAUGAAGACCUCGGUUCCCUAGAGCUGGAGGUUAAACUGAGCCCCAGAGAUGGAGGAAAUCCAGACAAUGAAAAAGGGUUUAAAGUUCAGCGCUGGAAGCCGUAUGUGGCUAAAACUAUGCUUCUGACCCGGAGCUGGAAAAGAGCCAGUAAGCAGCAGCAGCAGGGUCAGCGGUUGUGUGAGGUGCACAGGAAGUCUCAGUUGUGGUGCAGUGUGGUGAGCGUGGGUCUGGUUGAGGGUCGUGAUCUGAGACCGAUGGAUCAGAACGGCCUCAGUGACCCGUACGUCAAAUUCAGACUCGGCUCUGAGAAAUACAGGAGCAAGACGGUGCUGAAGACCCUGAACCCGCAGUGGAGGGAGCAGUUCGACCUGCACCUCUUUAAUCAGGACGGGGGCGUCCUCGACAUCUCCGUGUGGGACAGGGACAUGGGCCGGCGGGACGACUUCAUGGGCCGGUGUAGUCUGGAUCUGUCCACUCUGAGUCGAGAGCAGACGCAUAAACUGGAGCUGGAUCUGGAGGACGGAACCGGACAGCUGGUGUUACUGGUGACUCUCACGGCCUCAUCCGACGUCUCCAUCUCCGAACUCACCGUCAACCUGCUAAACGACCCUCAGGAGCACCAGCAGAUCCUCCACAGAUACAGUGUGUGGAGGUCUCUGUGUGAUCUGAGGGAUGUUGGGAUUGUGCAGGUAAAGGUAUUGAGAGCUGAGGGUCUGAUGGCAGCUGAUGUUACAGGGAAGAGUGAUCCGUUCUGUGUGGUGGAGUUGUGUAACGAUCGUCUGCAGACCCACACCGUCUACAAGAACCUGAACCCAGAGUGGAAUAAAGUCUUUACUCUGAAUGUGAAGGAUGUUCACUCAGUGUUGGAGAUCUCGGUGUUUGAUGAGGAUCGGGAUCGAAGCGCCGACUUCCUGGGUCGAGUGGCCGUUCCUCUAUUAACCAUCCGGAACAGAGAACAGAAAGCUUACGUCCUGAAAAACAAGGAUCUGACGGGACCGACCAAAGGGGUGAUCUUCCUCGAGGCAGAGGUCUUCUUCAACAGCGUAAAAGCCAGCCUGCGCACCUUUACUCCAGCCCAGCAGAAAUACAUAGAAGAAGAACCAAAACUCUCCAAACAGCUGCUGCUGCAGAACUUUAACCGGGUGAAGCGCUGCAUCCUGUUCCUCAUUAAUGUGGGAAAUUAUAUCAACAGCUGCUUAGAGUGGGAGUCAACCAAGAGGAGCAUCUCCGCCUUCCUGGUGUUUGUUCUGGUGGUCUGGAAUCUGGAGCUCUACAUGGUUCCUCUGUCUCUGCUGCUCCUCCUUGGCUGGAACUACGUUCUGCUGCUGACGGGGAGAGAACCUCACGAGAGCAGCGUGAAAGCGAUGGAGGACCUGCUGGAGAAUGAAGAUGAAGAAGAUGAGAAGGACUCUGAUAAGAAGGGGUUUAUGGGUAAACUCUACGCUAUUCAGGACGUGUGUAUCAGCGUUCAGACGGCGCUGGACGAGGUGGCGUCGUACGGAGAGAGGAUAAAGAACACGUUUAACUGGACUGUGCCUUUCCUGAGCUGGUUAGCGAUCGCGGCGCUGUGCGUGGGCUCUGUGCUGGUUUACCUGGUUCCUCUCAGGUACAUCGUGCUGGUUUGGGGUAUCAUUAAAUUCACCAAGAAACUGCGGGACCCGUAUCUCAUCGACAACAACGAGCUGCUGGACUUCCUCUCCAGAGUUCCCUCAGACGUUCAAGUGGUUCAGUAUAAAGAGCUGAAGGUGGAAACGGGACAGAGUCCAAACAAGCGCAGGUAGAAGAUCCUGAGAUCUGCAGCUCAUUUAUCACAACAUAAUCAGACGCCCUGAAAUCCACAAAUCUUCUCCUCCUCUCAUCUCCACACUGCUGAGAUAAUUCACACCGGAUCCAGAUAAUCACUAUAAUUAUAUUUAUACAGUGUGUUAAUGAGAGCUGAAUGUGCCAAACGACUGAUUUUCUUACAAAAUGUGUUUUUUCUUCUAUUGUAGAAAAAAAAUGCUGUUUAAAAUUUAAGUGUGUUAAAAGUGUUAUUUUAAAGUCAUAUAUAUUUAUUAUUUUGUUUAGGAAAAUUAUGAAAAAGAGCUGAUGUGUCUGAUGUACAGUUUUUAUGUAAUUUAUGUUGAAAUACAACAUGAAUAUUUUAGAUUCACCAGCAAAAACAAUAAAUACCAAUAAUUAAGAAUUCUAAAACUGAUUAAUCUGUAAAUCAGUAAAUUCAUGGUGCAGGAAAAUGACGUUGACGGUGUUUUGGGUGUUUAAUGUGAAAAAAAAACAGACCCACCGUACAUAGUUUUUAAUUGAAUACGAAAUAAUUAUGUUUAUUAUAUAUAAUAAUACAUAAUAAUGACCAUUGUUUUUUUGUUGCUUUUGAUUUGUUUUUAUUAUUCUAAUAGUUCAGAAAUUCUAAUGUAGGAAAUAAUAUAAAGCCGUUUAUAGUUUAUUAAUGUUGAAAUGUAUAAAUAUAUGAUUGUUUGUUUACCUGACAAGAAAGUGUUUGAAGCUCUGACUGUAUGUUUUAAAAAAAUAUUAAAACAUUUAUUAUCUAAACAUAUGUCUUAAUUAAUUGUGUAAAUGCCACUGUACAGUAUAAUAAUCUUUAAUAUAUAUGUAUAUAUCCCAUGUUUCAUUUGAAAGUUAUAAUAAUGUUUUGCUUUGUUAACAUUUCUUAUUAACUAUAAAUUUCAAUACAUGUUUUUAUGUCUUAAAUAUUA